Funneliformis geosporum is the source of this 600-nucleotide messenger RNA. The record is from the annotation of a GenBank genome assembly. Lineage: Eukaryota; Fungi; Glomeromycota; Glomeromycetes; Glomerales; Glomeraceae.
AUGUUCAUAAUAUCUUUAGACUUUUUAGGUAUUGAAACUAAGCAGAUUAAUUUUACAAAUGUUAAUCUGACUUCAUCAGUCGAUAUUAGAUCAUCUAAUAUCCAAAAUACUGUUCAGAAAAACAGUUCUAAUGAAAUCGAAUUAGAAAAUUAUUUUCAAGAAUAUAAUAGUAAUAACAGUCAAAAAAGUUAUAAUGAUCAAGAAAAUUAUGAUGAUCAAGAAAGUUACUAUGACCAAAAAAGUUACAAUGAUCAAGAGGAACUAAAUGAAUAUGAAGUUAAUGGUAAUGAAAAUAUAUCUUUUAAAUUUAAAAAUCAAUAUAAUGGACUUCAAGAUAUACAUCUUAUAAUGGUAAGGCUAGAUCUUAUUUUCCAAAUAAAUGAUGUUUAUUUGGUAUACGAAACACAUGAUAGUCAUAAUGUUAAUAUUAAUUUGAUGAAUACCCCAUUUACCUCUACUUCUUUUAAAGAAGGUUAUACAUUUUCUAUUCUUGAUACCAUUCAAUGCAUUAUUAACAGUCCAUCAAUUUAUUUAAAAUUAUAUUUUGAUCUUGGAGUUGAAGCUUUAGAAAGGACAAAGUUGUGGUAUAGACGAAUAUGA